Myotis davidii is the source of this 7419-nucleotide messenger RNA. It is a transcript of the gene RAB22A, whose product is annotated as RAB22A, member RAS oncogene family. The coding region runs from base 16 to 624 and encodes 202 amino acids. Lineage: Eukaryota; Metazoa; Chordata; Mammalia; Chiroptera; Vespertilionidae. Gene Ontology annotation, molecular function: GTPase activity; GTP binding. The transcript is spliced from 6 exons. The record is from RefSeq and is a predicted model, not a curated record.
CCGAACUUCGGACACAUGGUCGUGUUCAGGUCUGCCAGCAGGCAAACCGCACUCACCUGUCUCACUCUGUUCCAGGACACAGGUGUGGGCAAAUCAAGUAUUGUAUGGCGGUUCGUGGAAGACAGCUUUGAUCCGAACAUCAACCCAACUAUAGGGGCAUCCUUUAUGACCAAGACUGUCCAGUACCAAAACGAGCUACAUAAAUUCCUAAUCUGGGAUACAGCUGGACAAGAACGAUUCCGUGCCUUAGCGCCCAUGUACUAUCGAGGGUCGGCUGCAGCUAUAAUUGUUUAUGAUAUCACAAAAGAAGAGACCUUUUCAACAUUAAAGAAUUGGGUAAAGGAGCUUCGACAACACGGUCCACCUAAUAUUGUAGUUGCCAUUGCAGGAAAUAAGUGUGAUCUUAUCGAUGUAAGAGAAGUCAUGGAGAGAGAUGCUAAGGAUUACGCCGACUCCAUCCAUGCGAUUUUUGUAGAGACCAGUGCAAAAAAUGCGAUAAACAUCAAUGAACUCUUUAUAGAAAUUAGUCGAAGAAUUCCAUCCACCGACACCAACCCGCCAUGUGGCGGGAAGGGCUUCAAACUCCGGAGACAGCCUUCAGAGCCCAGGCGAAGCUGCUGCUGACUGAGCCUCAGCCUCAGACUCAGUGAUGAAGUAGGUGGUCCUGAAAGCUAACAGGAGGUCUGGGGGCCCUGCUGCCAGCCUUCGCCUCGCUGGUCUGGGGUCUGCUUCAUGCAAAAAAGAGUCGCAGAAAUUGACCAGUCUGUUUCCUCUUUGAAGACUGUAGCAGUGCGGUUUCAGUCUUCGGACUUGUGUUAUGUAAAGACUCUGGGGGACAAAGGGACUCCAUCACUGGCUUUUGACCUUGUUGAAAAGGAACAUGUAAUUGUAUGGAUCGUAGGAUCCAAUUGUUGAGUCGUUUUGUAAUCAAGAUUUUAUGUAACAUUUGUAAAGGUAAAUGAGCACUUUCAUCAUUCUUGAGGGAAAGAAGACCUCGUGGAGAUUAUAGUUUCCUUGGUUUCACAUUACCACUGUUCUAGGGAGUUGUAUAAUUUAAAAUGUGGUAGCAUCGUUAAGUGGAGGGAUGGCGAUUAUUAUCUGAAGGUAAAAUGGGUUCUUUAUCGGACUGAUGGAAAUGAUUGCAUCCAUCUCUAGAGCAUUUUCCAUUGCAUACAUUAGCCCAGGAUACAUACAGUAAAUUCACAACAACAACAAUAGCCUGCAGCUCAGCCUCCGUUUGCAUUCUGACCCUGUCCUGUAUGUGUCACCAAACUCAUUAUUGGCUCCUGUAAUAAGCUCUAAGAAUCAGGGUAGUGGUGGUGGAGAAGCUGACUGGAGUAAAUCAAAUUGCAUAUGUUUAAACUGACUAACUGGUUUUAAAAGGAGGAAAAAGAAAGUAGUGUAAAUACUGUCAAUUUUUUAUUUAACCCAAAUAUUUUGGUGGGGGAAACAAUUAUCUGUUGCUUAGCCUAUGUAAAGUUGUAGUCCAUAUUUAUGAGACCAUUGCUUAAAAAGUAUAAAUUAUGUAAAUAUGGUAAUAAAUUCUGUGUUUCAUUCCAUUUAAUCUUGCCCCAUCUUGCAUGUGCCAACCCUAUUUUCAGCCUGUCCACAGGAGACUCUUCAAAGCACAUUUAUGUUGUGCGAAAGCAGAGAGCCUUAGCUUAUAAGUCUUCAAAGAUUUCCCUGCCUUUCUUUCCUUCCAUCCCCCUUCCGAAGCCCAUCUGGAAAUCAUAACGUAGACAUAUGCCACUUGGACAAGCCUGACUAGCCCUUCCUAGCCUUGGGGUAAAAAAAGCUCCAAGCUCAGGUCAUUUACCUGGUCUUGGUAAUAAGUUUCUUUUCACUUUUAACAUCGGCCUCAGACCAACUGUUUGAAGAGAGCUUUCCUUGUUAACAAUUUAGCUUAUCUUUCCGGUUCCCUUUUCCCCCCUGCCUCUGUUAGUGGUUAACACUCUUUUCCCUCAGGGAGCCUAAUGAGGUUUUUAAUAUAAUCUAAAAAUAAAGCACUGAAGUGAAGUUGGUGAAAAUUUGUCCCUGGUCUAAUUUGGCACCCUUCCAACUUGAGUAUUGUAAGGGAAGGAAAUUUACAAGAUUAUAUAGGAAAUGAAACAGCUUGAAUUUCAAACUAAAUUGUGUUUUCAGAGCUCUCCUUAAACUGAACAGUCAAAACUUUUAAAAAUAAUUGUUAUUUCUUUGUGCACCCCACUUGAUAUGGGUAGAUUUUAAUGAGAAAAUUAUAACUCAAAUGAAGUACAAAACGAUUCCCUUCUCCCUGGUGAAUAUCUCAAGCAUUUGAAAUUGCUUGUUUUUUAUUAAAAUCCGAUAGAAGGAAUGUAGUUAGUGAAAAUUCUAACAUCGUUUUAUUUAAAAUACAUGUAGACUCUAUAGGCGCCCCCCCGCCCCUCACCUACCCCGCCCCAGCAUCUUGCUUUCAGAGAAAACAAAUAAUUGUAAAGACUGGGCUUAUACUGGUACAUCCAGGUGGGUGGGCGUACUUGGCCACUGCCCUGGUCCAUCCCCAGCAUUCCCACUCUGGGCCUCUGUCUCCACGACAACAAAAUAAAAACAAAGGUUGCUUGACUUCUUCCCGAAGAGGCAAUGCUUGUGUGGCCCCUUCUUUCCUAUUUUACCAAAAGAUGGUGCAAAUCUGUGACCUUCACAAUAUUGCCACCAAACCUGUCAUUUAGUGUUUACGAUUUCAUGGUGUCUGAGUGCACAGGGAAAAACAAAGUGCUUGCUUGCUUCACCUUACUGGUGCAGUGAGUAAAUGCCUCUGAUCCUGUUUUGACCUUGACUGUCUUCAGCCCCAAACGGGUCCAUCCCGGUAGCCCUGCAGCGGUUCUCUGCCAUUUCUCAGACACCUUCCAGCAUGUAGAGAGGGAUUCUCUUUGACUGUAGCCACAUGUUUUAUGCACAGAAUGAAUGGCGUAUGGCAUGUGCAGCACUAGCCACUAUUCUUCACGCGUUUCUGGGCCUCUCCUCCCCUCACUUCCAUCAGUCAUCUCAGAAAUUGACCUGGCACCAUUCUUGUGCAAUAUCUUUUUAAUCCUUAACAACAGCAACAGAUUGCUCUCUCAGAUCCACAAUUCACACACAAUGAAACGGAGAAAAGGGUUUUCAUUUAUUUUGUUUGCUUAUGAAAUGCAAAGAUGAAUAUUAAAGUCAGAAGCAGUGUUUCAUUUUGAACACACUUUGGAUGUUAACCUGACUGAGCAAUGAUCUGAUACACAUUUCAUACAUUCUUUGUUCUUAUUUCUUAAGAGAAAAGGCCAAAUUUCAAAGGAAUUGAGGUCUAAUCCAUCCAUAAAAAUCUUUUGGUUCCCUUAUGACACAGGGCAUUUUUUAAAAAACUUUAGGGACUGAAAAGAGAAAAAUCAUUAAUUAGCUGCAAGUGUAUAUUGAUUCCUCUCAGAGAAAUUGAAAUAAGCUCUUCGCAGGUGUCUAAUCCUACUCACCAUUGGUCUCCAGAAGUCUCCUUCCACAUAAGUGUUUUUCUGAUCCUCUGAUAACUAAUUAACUAUCAUUUGGUGAUUAAAAGAACAAAGUAAGAGUAUGAUCAAGUGCCCUUCAUUUCAAUUUCUCUUUAAGAAGUGAUUGGGGAGAAGUACCUGGAUACAGGCCCUUCAGUUUCCAAAUGAACCCUCCAUCACCUGCUUCUCAGCCACAGGCAGGAUAAGUUCCACACAUAGCAACAGGAAGAUUUAGUUCCUUUAGAAUAACAUACUUCUGUGCUGCCCAUGUAUGAUUAUGUUUGAAGUGCCUGCCUCCCCCAGUUUGAAAGGGUCAAGUCUUUUGCCUGAGAAGCUUGAUCUCUUCUAAGUGGGCUGGGGUCCUCCUUGAGGUCAUCAAUUAUCAUUAUUUUUAAAUGUAUAAAGAAAAUCACAUUUAAUUUCUCUGCUUCUCUUUAAGUCUUGUAUUCUUUUCGGUCCUCAAGAAGGAAAGCAGGUUCUAGGAGGCCUUCUAAAUUAAACGGGAAGCUACAGUAAUGAAAAUGUCCAUUAGAGAACCAUUCCCUGGCCUCCCUGGGGACAUGGAACCAGAAGGCCUGCACUUCUCGAGCUGUGUCAGCAAGGGCAGGUCUGAUGCAGAUGGCGAGGCACUAAUUGGCAGGUCAGCCUCAGAGCUUGAAAAGGUAUUUCUUCAUGGUCAUGGGCAUCUGUAAUAGUCUGAGAAUGAAUGGCAAAAGAGGUUGUAUUAAUUCUUAUAAGCAUUUUUCACUUGUUUUAAAACUGAAAACAUGAUCCACGGCCCUUUGGUGUGUAAGAUAGAGGCACAGAGUAUAUUACGUGCACAACAGAUGUGUUUGCAGGAACCUGCAUAGUAAUGAGAGAAUCCUUUCUUUCUGGGGGAAUGUUGCUGGAAGUCCCUUAACUCUGAUCUACUUUAGAACAUUGGGUGGAAAUGACAACACCCAGACUCAGGCUGUCUUCCCUCUCCAAACUCACUUGGCUGUAAAUAUUCCUCCUAACCCUCUAGUAAAAACUAAAAGACAAUAUUGAGCCAGAUAGUGUAGCCCUGUCAACAAUCUUUGUUAUUUACAUUUGUCUUAGAAGGACUAGCAGCAUGACUUCUGUUAAUUAGUCACUCCAAGAGGUGGUCUACCUCUUGACAGUUCAUAUUUUUUAAUGGAAGAAGUGGAGUGUACCUUUAAGGAUCAAGUUGUUACUGCAUACCUGACUUCAAUUAGCAUGGUCCAUCAACAAUUUUAAAAUGAUGCAAGGUAAGGUAUAGGAGAAAAAUAGUCUAACAAUGAUUCUUCCAGGAGAUGGACCUUAUACUCUGUAGUUUUAGAAGAGGGAGGUGGGGUGGGAUUCAGCCCCGAACUGAAAGAAACAGCCUUUGCCAAUUUCUCUUGACAGCAGAGUUACUGGUCUUGACUUCCAGUAAUAGAAAUCCAGACAAUUUGAUUAUCUGAUUUGCAAGAAACAUUAAUGGAAUGCUGGGGCAUUUGUCCUGUUCUUUGUGCAAAUGAAAUUCUAAAAAAAUAUUAGGAGGGUGUUACAUUUCUCAGUUGCCUCCACUUUUUCAAUCCAAGGGAAUGAUAAGUGAGAGAUCUGUAGUGAUGAAGUUUCAUUAGACGUAAUGAAGAAAGUGAAAAAAUAGAACCAAGAAUGUCCAUAUUUCUCAGUUUGUCCUUCAGAAUUCUUUUCUUAGCAUAUAGGAAAAUGAUUUACUUCCCAAAUCAAGAAGGGCUUCUACUAGCAUAGAUCAACUUUAAUUUGAGGGUCUGUACCAUCAGGAAUAACUAAUAUCUAUGUUCUUUCUUUAUAGAGUAUAAUCAAUUAUAGAUAUGCUGGAAUAUUUGGGUCUUCCAAACAAAAGGAUUCAGAAGUUUAAUGAAAAGAAAAACCUUUCAUCUUUUCCUUUGAUUACAUUGAACAUUUUAGAUAGUAAUAUUAGGAUGUGUCAUUAGUAGAUACUGAAUUAAAAUCAUAGAGCCUUAAAUUUAACAAGAAAAUGUUUUCAUUUAUUGCCAGUUCAUUUUCGGAUCUGCAUGGUGCCCAGUUCCUCAUCAAAAUGCUUCAUAAUUGAAACAAACAAAAUUCAAGAUAACCUUCCCUGAACAGGAAUUCAAUUGCCAAGAAUUCAGCCAAUUAAUGGCAAAUCCUAAGACAGCAAUGAUUUUUUUUGAAAGCGCCUCUUUUAAUUGGCAGUUUUAAAUGGUAGACUUUAAUGUUCUUAAUCAUGCAACAGAAAUAAAACAUGCCAGUCUUCAUGCCACGUCUUAAUUUAGGAACUUUUCAGUGCUUCCAGAGCAAAUUAUUUACUAUCAGUGCUCCUUUAGAGAAAGUCAUUUUUAAAGUAGCAUUCCGCACAUAGGGCCAUUUAUCUUUACUCAGAGCUGAAAUUGUCCCCCAAAGCCAUGUCAUGUUGUAGAAAUGGCCAGGAGCGUAGGGCCGUCCCAGGUGGACAGGCAGCGCACCUCUACUUGGAACAUUUUCAGCCCACAGCAGUGAUGACUUCACUUUGGGGCUUCAUCUUAAUCUCGUUUGUCCUUUAUGAAUAUUUUCAUUAAAUUUACCCUGGAAUAAUCAAGUUUACUCCCUGAGAAAUUUCAAAAACAGGGUUUGAAUUUGUGUACCUGCUUUUACUUUACGUAUGAGGUUAUGACAUAAUUGAUGAAACUUUUCCUUAAUAUGGAUCAUACCCAUGAUGUCAGAGCGACUGGUCGAUUCAGUGCAGGAAAAAUUAUGGGUAGCUAGCCAGUCAGAGCAGCUGAUUGGUAGCUCUGUUUUUAAACCAUUUGUCGUGUUGUGUGGACAGAGCUUUAUUGCUCUGGGAAAGAUUUUCUUUUUCACUCUCCUCCAGCUCCGUCUUUCUAUCAUCUCACUUUAUGAGUCACUCACGUAGUUGUCAAUCAUGCCUCUGACCUUCUUAAGAAUUGAUGUCUCGCCUUCUCUGUGAUCGAAGCGGACUGCUUACCUUAUUUCUCUUCUUCUCAUUUUGCAGUGGGCCGUCCCUUAAAGUCACAGGGCACCAUCCACCUCCUUAGUGCACGCGACAGUUCUGUGCUGCCUCCCACAAGCACUGUAGGGCUUGCUCUCCACAUCCAACAAGAGAGGCAAGACACCACCAGUGCCGUCAGAAAACAAGGCUAAUUUUAGGUGAAGAACUCCCAUAUUUUGAGAGAGGCAGUGGGCAGCACUAACUUAAGUGGCAACAUGACUUGAGUGACAAAAUGUUUUCUAGCACUGGUGAUGAGAUAGUGUGAGUGUCAGAACUUCGCUUAGUGUGUAAUAGAGCAUUUGUCAACGGAUGUGACAAUCCAAGUCCAGUCUUGAAGGGAAGCGGAUAUAGAGUGUGGAAGUGAGCCUAGACGUUAAUUUUUUUAAAAGCUAAGCCCUCAUACCAGCAAUUCUUAUUUCUCCUAACAAUGUCAUGCCUUUUUAAGACCCGAUGCAAGGAGUAAGAUACUUGUGCCUUUUAUAAUAACAUCUAUUAUGAAAAAAAUUAGAUGAAUUUGCUUCCAGUUUAGGCCGCUUGGUAGCACUAUAAACAGCCCAGAUUUAUAACCGUGGCUUCCCUGCAUGACGCAUUGCUUGAUUACCUGUGAUGAACUAUUGUAAUGAUGACUUGCCAAGCUUAUAUGGAUGUUUAAAGACUUUAUUUUUGCAGUCUUAACCUUGGGCUGGACCUGAGUCUAUAGGUAAACCAUAUGAUAUCUGUGCUGUUGUAGAUGCUAACAAAAGGAAACUAGAUCUUUGGAUUUUUGUUGUAAGAUUUUUCUGUUUUUACUUAGCCAGUGGUAGAUAGUUUGCAGAUGGUGGUUGAUUUGGCACACUUUUAAACUAUAUUGUUUUAGCUUGAAUAUUAUAUCAUCAACUUUUAUAGAGGAUAACGUGCUAAAUCACAACAAAAUUUGUUGUAUUGUAAGAAGGUUGUAAACAUUUUCUUAAUAAAAUACUAUGUUUAUAAAUA